Molecule: messenger RNA, 5240 nt
Organism: Spirodela intermedia
Lineage: Eukaryota; Viridiplantae; Streptophyta; Magnoliopsida; Alismatales; Araceae
Source: the annotation of a GenBank genome assembly
AUGGACCCCAAGGCCGCCGCAAAGUCCAAGAGGUCGCAGUCCCAGCAGGGCAAGAGGAACCACCCCACUCCAUCCGCCGUGAGCGCCCGCGCCCAGCAGAAGAAGAAAGAAUCGUUUCCCCAGCAGCAACAGCCUCAGCACCAGGGCGGGCAGAGUAGCCGCCGGCACUUACGGGACCUUCCUUCCAACUGGGAUCGAUACGACGAUGAUGAAACCGACGUCGGGAAGGAGGGAGGUCCUGUUCCGGGACUUGUCGACUCCGGAGGACCAGCAGCCGUGGCAACGAUGCCAUUAUCUGGGGGUGGAGACGUCGUUGCCAGGAAGAGUAGAGGGGCGAAUUUUGGGUUCCUGAUCGAUCAGGCCCGCUCCCAGAUACGCGAUCGCGACCAUGGUGACGGUGCAAGUGCCUUGGCUUCAACCUAUUUAUUCGAUGAAGCUAUGCCAGGUAUGCUGUAUGUGCAGAAAGAAAAUCGACUCUCAUUCCUUGUACAUUCCAAUCGCAUAGCAGAAGAGAACCUCACAUCGCAUAGCGUUGCCUUUAUAUAUAUAUAAAAUCUGAUUGAGCAGUAGGAAGAAGUGAGGAGAGAAACUGUAAAAUGAUCAAAAUCCACACUAGGUUCAAUGAAUAAACAUCUGAAAAUGGAUGAAGUUGGAGCAACUUACUAUUGUCCUCUUAAUCUGGCUUUACCUCCGUCUGUCUACGAAGGGGGUUAUUUUGUUAUUUAUUGUUGGGAUCUCAUUGCAAGUGCUGACAUCCUCAGUCUUGAAAGGUAUCCAAGUCUACAUUACAACAUCAGAGAUACCGGAAAUAUCUUUUCAUAGAGAGCGCUGCAGAAUGAAUAAUAGACUAUUGAUCUUUACAGAUUACAAAAUGAAGCAAACAAUAAAUGAAGUGACUCUGAAUUUAGGUUAAUCUGCAUACUACUGAUUAUGUACGUAAAACCGAGGCUUUCGCAAUAGGAGAAAGCCUGUAAUACUCUGAGUUUUGUUGAAACUAUGAAAGACAAAUUACAGUCGUUUAAUUCAAUGGUAGCUUGCAAUGCUUAGGUGAUUCAAUGGCAAAUAGCUCAAUUGACUUAGAGACUGGACAUUGAUUGUCUCAAGAGAAGUGUUUGAGUCAAGUAGGCAAUUCUCUUUACUCUAAAUUGCCGCGUUGUUCUGCUACACACUGCGCCAUUUUUCAAUUGAUCAAUAGAGCAUGCACAGAACUGAUUUUUAUGCUCUUUCUUUACCAAGAAUGGAGAGGUAAGUCAAACUUGGGGGUUCUGAUUUAUCUUAUAGAAGCUAUGUACCAAAUUUUUUUAGUAUAGAUGCACCAUAUGGAAACCAAGGAAACUUGAUUUCUCUCAUGACUAUUUAAAUAAAUCACACGAGAAGAGUCUUAACUUUUGUACAGUUACUGUUUCACGACGUUUAAAUUAUCACUUCAUUUGUGCAGUUGCACCUACAAUACAUCAUGUCUCCUUUUCUUUCACUUUGUGCUAGAUCUUUGCAUCUUAUUUUCUUUUUCAACUACCCCCACAGGAGGCCGUAUUUUAUAUGGAACAACGUAAUGUUUUCAAUACAGGAAUUUUCAGAGAUUCAUUAAGGAUUCAUUAAGGACAUGGUCACUGUUAACUCACUUCUAGCAUGCGAUAUAUGCCAUAGCCCUUCAAUGAUGUACAUGGUUUUCUGUCAGGUCGUAGGGUUACCAAAGACGACCUCGAAUAAUUGAUCUAUUUAUUGUUAAAAGAAAAUGUUUGGGGCCUUCGGUUAAGAGAAUUCGAUGGUGAAAUAAUUUUCUUUGAUAGGUUAAAGUGCUUAAAGUUGAAGAAUCAGGAGCAAGGAAGUUUUCUUGAAGACCAAAGUUUUCCACGGUGGAUAGAAGACGGGACAAACGGAAAAUACUCGCAUGCAACAGAGUUGGAACAGAGUUGUAAAUGGCAUAUGAACUUCCAGAAAUCUUUAAUUGUCUCAUUGCCUUGUAGAAAAGUCGUGGUGACCGUCCUGUAUUCUGGAUUAACGUUGAAGGGGUUUUUUGUCCAUUGAUGUACAUACAGUUUUGUUGUCUAUUGGAAAUAAUAUCCGUUUAUCAUAAAUGACUGGUUGGAUAAAGUUUAUAAUGUUAGUUUGGUGUAAAUGUAGGGUAUUGCCCUAUCAAGUGCAAAAACAUUUUUCUUAAAGUUUGAUGCAGCCUAAAUAGGGAGAUCCCAUGCCUAUUUAUUUUUCUCAUUGUAGGUCGUUGAUUUUAACGAGUUGUGAUUAGUGAGUAAGAUGAAAUAUCAGCUUGACGAGAUGUUGAGGUGCAUGUUUCACGGGCCGGGGGGGGCUCUUUUUUAAUGUGGUAAGUGAAAGCUGUCUCUAGUUCCAGCAAAACCUGUUAUUGACGCAGGUUUCAAAAAGUCUGGGACAUUAGAGUAUGCAUGUUGGUUGAGGAUCUUUUCCCUAGUAUGUUUGUUAGAUAUGGAGAUUGUUACCUGACAUGGGAGGUUCUUUGUUUCUCCGAUUUUUACUCUCUCAUACUCUGCCAUAUUUGUUUUCAAUCUUAACUUCUCAUUUGUUUACCCAACUUUUUAAACUCAGGUAUCCCCAAGAGUGUUAUUAUAUGUGCAAUAAGCGAACUAUUCGCUGUGUAACAGACUGUGUCUUACGUGUCUUAAUCUCGGGUGUCUGAAUGCGGUCGAGAUGUUGGCUCUCAUUUCACAGAGGAUGGAAGUUAGUGAUUAAUAAUAUAUGGAGGAUUUAUAUUGUGGUUCUUCUAAGAAGGAUAUUUAAUAGAACAAGAAUUUUCCUGCUGGACAAUUUGAGACCUAUUAUUCCGUAGGGGGGCCUUGAAAUGUGCACUUGUAAACCUCAUCAAUAUUUCAAUUCUGUAUUAAGAAAUCCCAGGGAUGUUGGGUUGGGCAUCAUACUAUUGGCUGAGGCAAUAAGGGAUAUUGUGUCAGCUGCUUCUUGUCUCUCAUAGUGUUUAUCCUUAUUCCUUUAGGAUGUUGAGGAUGAGUGAAGUAUAACUGAGAUAGUUCAAGUUGUUGUGUAGAGCCUUAUGCUAAAGAGAGUCACUUGCUACUCGAAAUCAUGAUUUUGGGAAUGUUUCCGGAGUAGGGAGGAAUAAUGUCAAAGAUUAAUUGGCGCCUGUAAGAUGGAAAGGAUGAGAUAACUCUAUGUUUAACUCCUUCCCUCAGAAGGUUUACUUGAGUAUGGGUUGAUUGGAUGUUGCUUACUUAAAAUUCCAUACUCAUUGGAUUGAAAUUUGCAGUUCUUUUAGAUUAUGGUGUACAAAUAUCUUCUACAUUUUUCCAACUCUAAUAUUUUCCUGCUUGUAGAUCUUUUUCAGGGUUUUGGAUCCCUUGUCUCAGUGAGGGGAGAAAGCCUGGUAUCAUGGUGCAACAAUGACAACUUUAAUGUGGAUACUGAUGCUAGAUCAACCUUUGAGGUUAAGCAUUUUUGUUCUAGCUCUAUCCUCUUACCGUUCAUUGGGAAUGCUUCUAGUUUCUUCCCCUAGUUUAGUUCUCGGUAAAGUAGUUUGAAUCCAUUUUUAUCAGCGAAGUUGCAGGUUGAAACCGGUUUUAAUGAGUUUUCCGUUGUGUGCCAUGAAAUUUUAUGCCAUUGAUCUGAUAUGCCUGAUGUGUCUGUCUGGUUCAUUCAGGUUCCAUUUCUUUCCCUUGAUUUGGAUUCUCUUGCGGCUCAGAUUUCAAAACUUUCUGCGGCAGAGCGACUUUUUAUUGAAGAAGAUCUCUUGCCGACUGAACUGGUGAGCUCUUUAGGUACUUGUUCAGAUUGUCCAUAAUUCCUGUGCACAUUUCUGAAUAGGGAAAACUUCCUGUUAGUCAUUUCUAUGGCAGGUAUUCCGUACUCCCUUGAAGCCGGUGCCACCAUCCAAUUUUAUGCAAAAGAUAACAUACGAAGAAAACAAAACCAAAAGGCUGAUAAUUUAAAGCAUUCUUAUAUAAACUGCUUUGUGACUCACUAGCAUCAACCGCAGCUUUAACAGCUUUGUGUCAGGUGGGUCUGAAUGUCAAGGGGGAAACGUGUUAACCCUGGCUUUAACAGGGUUUUGUGUGUAUGAUGCCGAUGGACUUGCUGCUCACGUUCAAGCCCAACACGGGCUUGGGCUGGGUUUGGGCUAUGUAUGUCUGGGGUUAGGUUAUCCAACACAAGAUUGAUGUGAGACCCUAAUCCUUGCCAUGACACCUGACCUAAAUUCUGUCGUGUGAAACAUUUUUCUUCUACUAUCGACUUUGAUUCUUUUUUCAUUUAUUGACAUCAGGAGGGGUAAUUUAUGCCUUCUUAAAAUUUUAAAGCAAUACAGCACGAAUAGAAGCAUGGUUCAUAGAUUUGGCCUUGGUUUUGAUGUUAUUAAUUUCGAUGCGUCAAUCAUAUGGGCUCCACAAACAGCUUAGUUAUGAUUAAUAUGCAUAUACAGUAGCUCUCCGUGGAAUCUGUUCUUCAUGGAGCAAGAAUUUUUGUUUUCUGAUGUCCGGACUUGCAAUCUAAUCCCAUUGCCUGCUGUUUGUACACAAUUGCAGCUUAGUGAGGGUUCGGAAGAAAACUUCCCCGAGGGGCUAGACCAAGUAAAAGCGCGUAACAUCAGUGAAAGUAGAGAUAGUCUGAAUGAGGGUGCAUCGAAGAGCUAUCAAGAAGAUAUCGAGCAAGUUCCUGGUGGACAGAGUAAACCUUUGUCUGCCUCAAGUAUAAGCGCCGCUCAAGACCUGACAUUCACGCUUGAGGGAGCGGCACCGGCAGCAGCAGUAGCAGCAGCAGCAGAGGUGGAGCUCGAUCGUCUUCUUAUGUCCAGCCAAUCCUGCUCAGAGGGAGGACGUGGCUCAGUGGGCAAGCCUGCUGCAGUCUCUCCUCUUGAAGACACUAUCGAUGAUAUACUUGCAGAAGCCGAAGGCUCCUACUCUUCAGACAUGUUUGGGGAAUCUAGCGGAUCAUCAAGACUGGUUCCUCUAGAGAGCUCCAUCGACGCCUUGCUCGCGGAAGUCAACCUUCUCGAUUCUUCAAGCUCCGCAAGCCUGAAUGUCGUCACCGGGUCACGAGAUCGGUCACAUCCAAGAGCAGGACAUGGUUCAAGGCAUGCUGGGCCGGAAUUUUCUGUUGAUGAAUCGAUCGAUGACUUGCUAGCAGAGACGCCUUCCUCUGGCGUGAAAAUGCGAGACGUUUCACAGAACCCACCAGGGAAAUUGGAGAUACAUCGGACCAAACCUGCUCCUGCUUCCAAGGCACUGGAGGACCUUGACGCAUUGCUGGACUCAAUUUGA